GGCUAAGUCCUGCCCUGGGCCCGCCCUUGGAGGCGCAGGCCCCGCCUCCCGGGCAACGCGUUUCCGGCGUUGUAACGCGGCGCUGGUUGGCUGGCCAGGCGGAGAACAUGGCGGCGUCCGUGCUGGGCUCGCUGCUGCGGACUUUCCGGCAGGCGGUUCCUCCAUCUGCAUCAAGUCAGGUUCGAGGUUACUAUGUAGACUGGAAAAUGUUGCGUGAUGUGAAGAGACGAAAAAUGGCUUCUGAGUAUGCAGAUGAGAGACUUCGGAUCAAUUCUCUCAGAAAGAACACCAUUUUGCCAAAAGACCUUCAGGAAAUGGCCAGUGAAGAAAUUGCUGCCCUUCCACGGGAUAGCUGUCCUGUGAGAAUCAGAAAUCGGUGUGUUAUGACAUCCCGUCCACGUGGUGUAAAGCGUCGCUGGAGGCUGAGUCGCAUUGUCUUCCGCCACUUAGCUGACCAUGGGCUACUUUCUGGAGUUCAGCGAGCAAUAUGGUAAAUCGGUUUCAGAACUUACGCAGCUGCCCGGGAAGCCAAUCCUGGCAAAAGAGACUUUACUAAUAGACUGAAGUUUUUAUCGGGUCUAGUAUGUUUAGUCUACCUGAUACUGUUGACAGUUAAAUUACUUUUAGAUUUUUAAAUAACGAAAUGUGGUGAUUUGUCAUUGAAUUGUCUUUUCUCUUUAAUUUUACAAUAGGCAUAUUACAAGGGAUGAGUGGAAUAAAAAUGUUUUCUGUGGAAGUAUGGUGUUUUCCUUCAAGUUUGAUGUUUAGUAACAAA
This is a messenger RNA of Peromyscus maniculatus bairdii (prairie deer mouse), 775 nucleotides long. RefSeq names its product mitochondrial ribosomal protein S14 (gene Mrps14). Gene Ontology annotation, biological process: translation. NCBI's taxonomy places the organism in Eukaryota, Metazoa, Chordata, Mammalia, Rodentia, Cricetidae. The record is from RefSeq and is a predicted model, not a curated record. Gene Ontology annotation, molecular function: structural constituent of ribosome. Gene Ontology annotation, cellular component: ribosome; mitochondrial small ribosomal subunit.